Molecule: messenger RNA, 762 nt
Organism: Pestalotiopsis fici W106-1
Lineage: Eukaryota; Fungi; Ascomycota; Sordariomycetes; Amphisphaeriales; Sporocadaceae
Exons: 3
Coding region: 1-762 (253 amino acids)
Cellular component (GO): cytosol
Molecular function (GO): RNA binding
Source: RefSeq, a predicted model, not a curated record
AUGGCUGGUGGAACAGGCAAAGCCGGCGGCGCUGGUCGUGGUCGUGGCGGAAAGUUCAAGAAGUUUACCAGAGGUGGUGGUCACCACUUUUCUCGCGAUUUGAGACCCCUGGACGCCGAUGGCAACGAGGUCAGCAUGUGGAGCGCCGACAAACAGGAAGACUCGGACGAUUCAUCCGAGGAAGAUUCAUCAUCCGAGGAAUCUUCUGAGGAGGACUCUGACGAUGCUGGCCCGGCCAAGGCAGCCCCUACCGAGCUGACCAGAGAAGAGCGCAAGAAGCAGAAGGCUGCGCAAAAGGCUGCUGCUGUCGCCAAGAAGAACAAGGGUGUUGUGCAAGUUGGUGACCUUCCAUCCGACUCGGAAGAGAGCGACGAUGAUAUGCCCGCAAACCCGAACCACUCCAAGGCCGCCAGAAACAUGGCCAAGGAGCCGAGACCGGUUGAGGAGGUAACCGAGGGCGUGAAGAAGCUGACCACAUCGACCGCCGGCAUGAGCCGCAAGGAGCGCGAGUCCAUGGAAGCCGCACAAGCCAAGGAGAGAUACCGCAAGUUGCACGAGGCUGGCAAGACAGACGAGGCCAAGGCUGAUUUGGCCCGUCUGAAGGUCAUCAGGGAGAGGCGUGAGGCUGAAGCUGCGCGCAAGCAGGCUGAAAAAGAGGAGAGAGAUGCCCAGGAAGCCGAUCGAAAGAAGGAAAUCGAGGCAAAGGAGGCCAAGAAACGAGAAGCUGCUAUGGGCAAGCCUGCUAAGAAGGGCAAGAAAUAA